UUUCCUCGGGAAUGCAGCAAUUUGUUGAUGGCAGAGAAAUCCUUCAUGUGUUACUGGGCAGAGCCACCCCUUUUGGUGUGACCUACGGAGAAGUUAUGGAAGAACGGAAGGUGGAGGGAUGUGAUGGACGGGAGGAGGGAUGGCUGGAAGGAGCUGGGAAUCGGGCUAGAGAGGUCUGACAGCCCAGGGGAGAGGCUGCCGCUGGCAGGACUGUGGCUAAGUGAGAAAUUAGGGAAGUAAAGGAGCGUUAAAUCCCAGUGCUCUGGGAAGGGGGAGCAAAUACCAUGUUAAUGGAUCAAGUUAUGGUGAAUAAAGAAGAAAGGAAGCUGUAAGCUCAAGAAGGCUUUUUUUCUUAUAAGGAGGAGAACACUCUUCAUCCUUUAGUUCACUUGUAUCCAGAGUGAAUGACUUUAUAGCUACAGGAGUUUAAGCUUAUUGGAGGAAAACGCCUUUUGUUUGCCUUUUUUUUUUCACAACUAUUUUGCUGGGGAAAGGAUUUGCAAAUGAGAGUUGGAGCAAAGAAAAUCUGCGGAGAGCAAGUUUAACCAUUUCUGAGCAUAGGAGCUGGUGGCCAGUGGGCAGAACUGGUUUGAAUCUGUCCAGGAGAGCAGCACCGUUUGUCCAGAUGCAGCAGUCGGGAUGUGGGAACAAAACAGUGGGACUGUGAGUGCUGUGCAUGUUCCCAUGGAUGGGAAACCAACACUUGGCUUUGUGGGAUGUCAAUUGUCUGUCACUGCUCUGCUUUCAAGGGUGUUUGAGAUGUAAAGACAUCCUUGUGAGAUCUUUGCUGCUUGGUGUGUUGCUGGAGUUGGGUGCCUGGGAGCUCUGGCUCGGACUAUAAAUAGAACAAUGGAUGGAGCAAUUUGGCAGGUAUAAAAUGCGGAAUUAAGGAGCGUUGUGACAAACACACACACCUGGGUGAGCUCGGGAGCUGACGCUGUGUGAGGGGCCGGGCAGAGCAUCCCAUCUGCUCCCUGCCACCGGAGUCACGGAGCUGCUGCUCCACAUCCCGCAGAGAGCUGCCCUGGAGUGGAAUUUAAAGCUUUGCUUGCCUUGGAUUGGUUUGGACUUGGAUUGGUUUUCACCUGCUGACUUUAAAGUCCCACUUCAUCGGUGACCUUUUUUUUUUUGCACUUUUUCAAUUUUUGCUGCGGUCACCGCAGAGAAGCUUGUGGAAGGAAGGGAUGGCGUGGCACGACAAAGGUGGCAUUCCAGAGGCUGUUCUGAGAGGACCCCGCUACCGAAAUGGAUUUACCCCCACGCUGGGUUACAGCAGGAGCUCUGUGCGGGGCCGGCGACGGCGCUGCCUGGCCCUGCUGCGGCGCAUGACCCGCAUCUGCAGAGUAUGCUGCUUGGAGAUGACAACCAAAAGGAAGAUCAUUGGCCGCCUGGUGCCGUGCCGGUGUUUCCGAGGGGAGGAAGAGAUCGUGUCCGUGUUGGAUUACUCUCACUGUGGCCUGCAGCAGGUGCCAAAGGAGGUUUUUAAUUUUGAGAGGACCUUGGAGGAGCUUUACCUUGAUGCCAACCAGAUUGAAGAGCUACCCAAGCAACUGUUCAACUGUCAGGCUUUACGGAAGCUGAGCAUCCCUGACAACGACCUGUCCAGCCUCCCCACCACCAUCGCCAGCCUCGUGAACCUCAGAGAGCUUGAUAUCAGUAAAAACGGAAUUCAAGAUUUUCCAGAAAAUAUCAAGUGUUGUAAAUGUUUAACGAUUAUCGAAGCCAGUGUGAACCCCGUGUCCAAGCUGCCAGAUGGCUUCACACAACUUCUAAAUCUGACCCAGCUCUAUCUAAAUGAUGCCUUUUUGGAGUUUCUUCCAGCUAACUUUGGAAGACUUGUCAAAUUGCGAAUUUUGGAGUUAAGAGAAAACCACUUGAAAACUCUACCAAAGUCAAUGCACAAACUGACUCAGCUGGAGAGACUUGAUCUGGGCAAUAAUGAAUUCUCUGAACUGCCUGAGGUUCUCGAACAAAUUCAGAAUCUAAAGGAACUGUGGAUGGACAAUAAUUCUUUGCAAGUGCUUCCUGGGUCUAUAGGGAAGUUAAAACAGCUCGUGUACCUGGAUGUGUCCAAAAACAGGAUAGAAACUGUGGAUUUGGACAUCUCGGGAUGUGAAGGGCUUGAGGAUCUCCUGUUGUCAUCCAACAUGCUGCAGCAGCUGCCCGAUUCCAUUGGGCUGUUGAAGAGGCUGACAACUCUGAAAGUAGAUGACAACCAGCUCACAAUUCUGCCCAAUGCCAUUGGAAAUUUGUCUUUGUUAGAAGAAUUUGACUGCAGCUGUAAUGAAUUGGAGUCCCUGCCCUCCACCAUCGGGUACCUCCACAACCUGAGGACCUUGGCUGUGGAUGAGAAUUUCCUCCCGGAGCUACCCAGAGAAAUUGGAAGCUGUAAAAAUGUUACGGUGAUGUCUCUGCGCUCCAACAAGCUGGAAUUUCUUCCUGAUGAAAUUGGGCAGAUGCAGAAGUUGAGAGUGUUAAACCUGAGCGAUAACAGACUGAAGAAUUUACCCUUCACUUUUACUAAGCUCAAAGAACUUGCAGCUUUGUGGCUUUCUGACAACCAGUCCAAGGCUCUCAUCCCGCUGCAGACGGAGGCACAUCCUGAAACCAAGCAGCGAGUGCUGACCAACUACAUGUUCCCCCAGCAGCCCCGCAGUGAUGAAGAUUUCCAGUCGGACAGUGACAGUUUUAACCCCACUCUGUGGGAGGAGCAGAGGCAGCAGCGCAUGACUGUGGCAUUUGAGUUUGAAGACAAAAAGGAAGAGGAGGAAAACCCAGGGAAAGUUAAAGUUGAGAUAAAUCUAAAACGUUACCCCACUCCCUACCCGGAGGAUUUAAAGAAUAUGGUCAAAUCAGUCCAAAACCUGGUGGGCAAACCCAGCCAUGGAGUGCGGCCCGAGAACUCUGCACCCGCUGCCAACAGUGACCAAGGGGUGAAAGACAAGUAUGAGCACAAAUGGCCCAUGACACCCAAGGAGAUUUCAGUGGAGGUUCAAGAUAAAGAAAAUAAAGAAUUCCCAAAGAAUCCCCUGUCUGAGACAGAGAACACUCAGGAAUCACCUCUGGAAGCCUCAGACAGGGAGGAGAAAGCCGAGGGCACCAAGAGUUCAGAGGAUGCCUUUGGACAUCCUGCCAGUGAGAUGAGGAUAGGGGAGCUCCGUCCUUCCAUGCCUGAGACUCCGUUGUACCCCCCCAAACUCGUUCUGCUGGGUAAAGACAAGAAAGAGUCGACAGAUGAGUCUGAAGCAGAUAAGAUCCAUUGUCUGAAUAACAGCGUUUCCUCAGGCACUUACUCAGACUAUUCCCCUUCCCAGGCUUCCUCAGGGUCCUCCAAUGCGCACGUUAAAAUGGGCUCCUUGCAGACAACGGCUAAAGAAGCAGUGAAUAACUCUCUGUGGGGGAACAGGCUGGCACAGUCGUUCCCGCAGCCCCUGGAGACCAAGCCAUUGCUGAGCCAGCGGGAAUCGGCUCCAGCCGGGAACCUGCCAGCGCGGCCGGAACGGCGCCCGCUGAGCGACACGUUCACCGAGGGCUGGACUGACAGUUCCCACUACGACAACACAGGGUUUGUGGCCGAGGAAAGCGCGGUGGAGAACCCCAGCGCCAACCCCCUGCUCACCACCAAAUCGAGGAGCUCAUCUGCACACGGGCGCAGGCCACUGAUCCGACAGGACAGGAUAGUUGGCAUCCCUCUGGAGCUGGAGCAGCCGACGCUCAGAAACACACACGAAUCUGAAGUGCCUCCUCCCAAUCCUUGGCAAAAUUGGACCAGAACCCCUAGUCCCUUUGAAGACAGGACAGCUUUUCCUUCCAAACUGGAAAGCACUCCCACCACCAGCCCUUUGCCCGAGCGGAAAGAUCAUGUCAAAGAGUCUCCUGAAAUGACAAGUACUUUCCCCCCAGGAAUAGCAUGGGAAUAUCACGACUCAAACGCUAACAGAAGCCUCACAAACGUCUUUUCCCAUAUUCACUGUCGCCCAGAUCCUUCCAAAAACGUCAUUUCCAUCAGCAAGAGCACAGAGCGGCUUUCCCCAAUGAUGAGGGAUUUAAAAACGAACAAGUUUAAGAAGUCUCAGAGUAUCGAUGAGAUAGACAUUGGUACAUACAAGGUGUACAACAUCCCCCUAGAAAACUAUGCAUCUGGGAAUGAUACUGUAGGGCCUCACGAGAGGGUGGACAAGCUGCUGGGCCCGGAGCAUGGCAUGCUGAGCAUGUCCCGCAGCCAGUCUGUGCCCAUGCUGGACGACGAGCUGCUGACCUAUGGCAGCGUCAAGGUGCAGCCGCAGCAGAAAUCGUCUGUCACCAAGAAAGUCUACCAGUUUGACCAAAGCUUCAACCCCCAGGGUGCUGUGGAGGUCACGGCCGACAAGAGACUCCUGCCGCCCUUCCAGCUCAACCCCGAAUACAUCCCCCAGCCACCCAAAAACCUGCCCCAGGAGCUGGUGAGCCCGCGGGGGUACCGCGGGUAUGCACCCGUGGAGCCCAUGUUCUCCUUCUCGCAGCCCUCGGUGAGCGAGGAGCCUGUGGGGCCCCCCUUUGGCAGCCAGGGCACACGACCAGGCUUCCUGCGCAGGGCGGAUUCACUGGUCAGCUCCACCGAGAUGUCCAUGUUCCGCAGGGUCAGUGAGCCCCAGGAGCUGCCCCCGGGCGACAGGUACGGCCGGGCCCCGUUCCGCGGGGCGGCCGAGCGCCAGAGCGGCAUGGCCGUGCCCGAGGCACAGUUCCUCAAGCGCAACGGGCGCUACGAAGACGAGCUCCCUUCCUACCAGGAGGUGAAAGCCCAGACUGGGAGCUUCCCAGUUAAAAACCUCACGCAAAGGAGGCCCUUGUCCGCACGAAGCUACAGUACAGAGAGCUACGGCACAUCCCAAACCCGGCCCGUCUCAGCGAGGCCGACAAUGGCAGCGCUGCUGGAAAAGAUUCCGUCAGACUAUAACUUGGGUAACUAUGGCGACAAGCCUUCCGAUAACAGUGAUAUAAAGCCAAGGCCUCCCCCUGGGAAGGGAAAUGAGAGCUGUGCUAAAAUGCCCGCUGACUGGAGACAACAGCUACUUAGACAUAUAGAAGCUAGAAGGUUAGACAGGACCGCUGCUUACAAACACCACACAGUUAGCCUUGGCAUGCUGCACUCUGGAGGGGUUUCAGCAAUGCAUGCCGGCCGAAGCAUGACUUUAAACUUGCAGACUAAAUCUAAAUUUGAAAACCAAAUGCUUCAAGAGCUACCUCUACCGAAAACCCCGUCGCAGCAGAGCAGCAUCCUGGACAACGGGCAGGACGAGGUGUCCGUGGGCAGCCAGUGGAACCCGUACCCGCUGGGGCGGCGGGACGUGCCCCCCGACACUGUCACCAAGAAGACAGGUAGCCACAUACAGACCCUCAUGGGAUCCCAGAGCCUGCAGCACCGGAGCCGGGAGCAGCCCUACGAGGGGAGCAUGAACAAGGUCACCAUCCAGCAGUACCAGCCACCCCUGCCCAUCCAGAUCCCGGCAGCCCAGAGCUCCCGAGCCCCCCAGACCGGGCGGUGCCUCAUCCAGACCAAGGGUCAGCGGAGCACCGACGCCUACCAGGAGCAGUUUUGUGUGAGGAUAGAGAAGAAUCCUGGCCUGGGGUUUAGUAUCAGUGGUGGAAUAAGUGGACAAGGAAAUCCAUUCAAACCUUCCGAUAAGGGUAUCUUUGUUACUAGGGUUCAGCCUGACGGCCCCGCGUCCAGCCUGCUCCAGCCCGGGGACAAGAUCCUGCAGGCCAAUGGACACAGCUUUGUACAUAUGGAACAUGAGAAGGCUGUGCUUCUACUGAAGAGUUUCCAGAACACAGUAGACCUUGUUAUUCAACGUGAGCUUACUGUCUAAAUAUUUUUUUAUAAAUAGUAAAUAUGUCUAGCCAGAUCUAAUGUUCAAACAGAUUUAUACAUAGGAAACCAAUUUUUUGCCAAUUGCUGGACCAAUGGCAAACAGUAGUGCCAAAUGUAUAAUACUCUAUGUUAGUACCAAUCAUCGGGAAAAAUAUAUUAACUAUAUAAAUAUAUUGUUCAUGUGGCUCCGUAUUAGUUUUACUUGUCAGCCUCUGGCUGUGCAUUGGUGCGUUUUUUUAAUCAAGUUACUUCUUAAAGUCGAUUUCAUAUGAUUUCAGAACACAGAAGCACAUACAAAUCCUUUAGGAAUUCUGCUGUCCAUCAGAAACACUGCCUCAGAGUUGUAUAUGCCUUUAUAAAGAUGAACUAUAUUAACCUGUACUUCCCAUGAAAUAUUUCUAUCAUGUCACAUACAAAAGUAUAGAGAAAAAAUAUUUUCAUAAACACCUCAAAGAAAGUAUAUAUUAAAUUAAAUUUAAUAAUGUUCAUUUAUUUUCAAUGCAAAGAUAUUCUAUGCCUUAUGAAAAUACCUGUACAUAUGCCGUGUGUAUAGUUGGCUCCGUAGGGAUCAGGAACAAUUCAUAUACAGGGUGAGAGACUUCUGAAAUUGAACUCUGGGACCUCGGUACAAAAACCCACAUGGAAAUGCGUGAACUUCCUUUGGAAUGGGUUAAAACUUCCUUUAGGAUGUGUUAACUUCCUUUGGAAUGGGCCAGGUUGGAUGGACCUUGGAGUGACCUGGUCUAAUGGAAGGUGUCUCUGCCCAUGGCAGGGGAUGGAAUGGGAUGAGCUCUAAGGUCCCUUCCAAGCCAAACCAUUCUAUGAUUCUGACUUCCUUUGGAAUGGGUUAAUCCCUUUGGUUUGGCACUUCCCAUGGAUUCCAUGUGCACACACUACAGGAGAACCCCGAGGACAGGCAGGUUUGGCGCACAGAUGGAGGAAGGUUGUGAUGGUGGCAGUAAAACUUCUUUUGUUGCUGCUAAUUUUAUUAUUUCACUUUUUUAAUUUCCAAUUUGAGGCCCUUUACUCACAUCCCCCAUUCCCAUGGACAUUGUUGUGUAUCUUCACUGGCUCCAGGCUGGGCCGGGCCCUGCUUGGGAUAUUCCCAUCGGGGAGGAUUUAUGUGAUCCUUGAUUUGAUCAGGAGUCCUUUACAGGGAAUGGGAGCAGGUUUGAGAGCUGACACAUCCCAGGGAGCAGCAGGUGACACUGAGUGACACCAAGCCAGCCUGGGAGGAGCAUUCCCAGCUCAGGGCACAGUGUGACAACCUCUCAGGUCCAAGUCCUGGUGCUGCUCCCAACAAAGAGAGUCCUGACAGCUGCUGGUGGUUCAGGGCUCCAGCAUGGUUAUACCUGAUAGCAAGAUGGAAAAACACAGGGGAACCUCCCUUCAGGUAUUUUCAGGGGAUCCCAUUUCCCUGAGAAAGGGCUGAGGGAGAGCUGGCACUGGGCUUGUCUGUGGCCGGGCUCAUUCCUACCCAAAAAUCCCACGUCCAAGGGUGCAGUCACAGCCCACAGACACAGCCAGGAAUAUUCCACUUCGCUGCCUCCAAGAGCCACUAGGAAUUCCUAAACCUUCCCUCCUUGGCUGUGGGACCUUUUGGAGCUUUGCUGGGAGCACAGGGACAGAGCUGAGCCCUGGAGAGCUGAGGGGUCCCCCUACACAGGGGGUCCUGCACAGGGCGAUGGUGGGGGAGGAAAAAGAAAGCAAAAAAGCUGCUUUCAGAACGCUUUUUUAAAAUUUUUUGAGGAAAAAGCCCAGCCCAGACCCCAGGAAGCCUCCAAGACCCCCCUUUUCCCAGUGCCACCUCAAAGUUCGUAUCCAGGUGAUGACAAACUACGGGAGUUAUCAGCCAGGUGUUCCAACAGCAACAAUUUAACAUCUUCAAAUCUUGCUUUUCGAGAUGUUUUAUAACACAUCCAUGUCUGCAUCUGUGUUUGGUGGCAGUGCCAGCCCCUGGGAGGGGACAGGAGAUGCCAACUGGGGUGGCUGUGCCCAGCCAGUGGCUCUGAGCAGGGACCAGGCAGGACAAUACUGGGGGUGAAUGGGGCAGCUGAGAGCAGAGCCAAGGAAAUUCAAGGAAAAUCCAAGAAAAAAGGAGUAUGGAAUGUCCAGGAUGUUGGUUUGCUGCUGUUAGUGAGCACUUGGAGUGUAAAGAUGUUGGUUAAAGGCCCUUCCAGUGCCUAAAGGGACUCCAAGAGAGCUGGAGAGGGACUUUGGACAAGAGCCUGGAGGGACGGGACAAGGGGGAAUCACUUCCCACUGCCAGAGGGCAGAGUUAGAUGGGAUGUUGGGGAGAAAUUCCUGUCUCUGAGGGUGGUGAGGCCCUGGCACAGGUUGCCCAGAGAAGCUGUGGCUGCCCCGUCCCUGGGAGUGUCCAAGGCCAGGUUGGACAGGGCUUGGAGCAACCUGGGAUAGUGGAAGGUGUCCCUGCCCAUGGCAGAGAGUAGGACUGGAUGAGCUUUAAGGUCUCUUCCAACCCAAACCAAUCUGGGAUUCUGUGAAACCUCUCUGCUGUAAUAUAGCAUUAAUUACCUUACGCAAUCAAAAAUGCUUAUUUAUAGAUGUGUAUAUAUCUGAUAGGGAGAUUUGCAACAGGAAAUGCAAACCCUGUAUUAAAUUACAAAGGCACACAUUUGGAUCAGCUGAGACAGGCCACGGUGUCAGACCCACAUCUGUACAGGAUCAGUGGGGAUCAAGGUGGCUAUUCCUGGGAAUUGUCUGUGGCAGGAGAAGGGCCGGAGCCAGGGCUGUGCUGCCCAGUCCAGCUCAGGACACGGGGGGGGUGGUCCAUGUCCCCCCAGCCAGGCAGACCCUGUCCAACAGGAUCAGGGUUGGACAUGGGUCACACACAGGCACAGGAGGUGACAGGGCUGUGGAGUCACCACCCACCUUGGCAGGAUUUGGCCAUAAACACACAAGAACUUCCACCUCAACACGAGGUAGAACUUCUUUUCAUGGAGGGUGGCAGAGCCUGGAAUAGCUGCCCAGGGAGGGCAUCCCAAAUCCUGGACACAUUCCUCUGUCGCCUGCUCCAGAUGACCCUGCCUGGGCAGGGGGUUGGACUGGGUGAUCUCCAGAGGUCCCUUCCAACCCCAGCUAUCCUGUGAUCCUGUGAACUGGUGGGAUUUCACAGUUAGAAAUCCCACAUUGGGGAAAGUGGGAAUUCUCUCUGCAGUCCGAGCUCCCUGCCCAUGGCUGGCAUGGCCCCUCCCUUCUCUCCCUUCCAGACUCCACAUUCCCUUUUGAAGCGCACAAAGCCGUCUGGCCUCAUCCCCUCAUUCCCAGGCACUCAGGCCCUGGGUCAUUCCCUGUGGCCGUGCUGAUACAACUUUCCGGGCAGUAGUUUGAUGGGAUACGGAUCCACUGGGGGUUUGGGUGCUUGGGAACAAGGCUGUUGGCACCGUGGGCCACUCCAGGAGCCUGCAGGGCCACCGCCAACCCAAUCCCAAAAGGCACCGUUUUCAAAUCAUGGAAUUGAAAUUAAAAAAAAAAACCAGAAAAACGUUUUGCCAAUCCCCUUCCUGGAUGAUUCCAGCCGAUUUUGUGGAAGUGACUGAAUGACACCAUUGCAUUGUGUGAGGACCCCCAGCCCUGGCACUCAGGGCCUUUGUCUCUGGGCUGCCUCGGUGGCUCAUGUCCCCCCCUCGUGUCCCCCCCUCGUGUCCCCUCCCCGGGCAGGGCACUCGCUCAUCACUUCGGUUUUCUACCUGUGAGUACUGUAUCCGGUUCAGAACCAACAGCUUCCUUUAUUAAAGAUUUUACCAUUUUAUAAAAGACAUGUUUAAUUAUGAUGGAGAUGGCUGUAUUGUAAUUAAUAUUUUGAGAUAAUUGUGAUUUUGAGCUUAAAUUAUAUACAGAAAUGGUCAUUUUUGUAUGUGUUCAAAGAUUGCUAUAUUCCAGAUGACUGUACUUUUCAGUUGAAUUCCAGUAUUCCUGUAAAUAAAGCUGAAUGAGGAAAUAUUUACUACUUUAUUAACAUAGAUUGUGAAUGUACUUCAUGUUUUUUGCAGUAUAAAGACUUACUGAACUUGAAAGCUGCUUCAUUUUAUGUGCAAAAAGGUACUUCAAAAAUUCUAUUUUAAAUCUAUUGAUUGAGUGCAAUCAACUCUCGUCCCUUGGCACAUGCAGGUUGUCCCCUCCCCGUGCCCUGUGGGGCCCCGGCCCGUGCGUGUGGUGUUGAUGCAUUUUGCAGAUGCUUCUGUCCAUAGGGAGCCCAGGGACUGAACCGCCGCUGUGCAGUAUUAGCAGAGCCAUUUUCGGCUUUGGUGUACCCAAAUUUUUCAGUAUUUAAAAAAAAAAAAAGUGUUUUGAAUAACAUUAAAAAGUCUCUUUAUUGUAUAAAUAAUAAAAACGUCACCUUAUUGUAA
Molecule: messenger RNA, 10221 nt
Organism: Pseudopipra pipra
Lineage: Eukaryota; Metazoa; Chordata; Aves; Passeriformes; Pipridae
Gene: LRRC7
Product: leucine rich repeat containing 7
Exons: 26
Coding region: 1185-5849 (1554 amino acids)
Biological process (GO): positive regulation of neuron projection development; neurotransmitter receptor transport postsynaptic membrane to endosome; neurotransmitter receptor transport, endosome to postsynaptic membrane
Cellular component (GO): postsynaptic membrane; axon initial segment; postsynaptic density
Molecular function (GO): protein binding
Source: RefSeq, a predicted model, not a curated record